Molecule: messenger RNA, 2363 nt
Organism: Clupea harengus (Atlantic herring)
Lineage: Eukaryota; Metazoa; Chordata; Actinopteri; Clupeiformes; Clupeidae
Gene: th
Product: tyrosine hydroxylase
Biological process (GO): dopamine biosynthetic process from tyrosine
Cellular component (GO): axon; perikaryon; cytoplasm
Molecular function (GO): tyrosine 3-monooxygenase activity; iron ion binding
Source: RefSeq, a predicted model, not a curated record
GCAAGAGGAGGCUGAGCACGAUUUGGUAACGCAAGCCGGUGAGGUUCUCCAGGUUUGACGUCAGUAAAGAGAAAUUACCUCUAUAUAAACAAGAGGAAACGACAGUGGGGGGAAAGAAUCAGAAGACACUGCGAUAAGAAAAAGACACAGCACACCAACUCCCAGCAGAAAGAGGGGAGUACCUAUAUAUCCAAACAUGCCUAAUUCCAGCAGCUCAACUUCGUCAACCAAGAGUAUCCGCAGGGCAGCGUCGGAAUUGGAACGAUCCGACUCAAUCACGUCUCCGAGGUUCGUGGGAAGGCGGCAGAGCUUAAUAGAGGACGCAAGGAAAGAAAGGGAGGCGGCAGCCGCCGCCGCCGAAGCUGCUGAAGCGACUGAACAGAUCGUGUUUGAGGAGGACGACGGAAAGGCAUUGCUCAAUCUCUUCUUUACUUUGAGGCGCUCAAAGAGCCCCACGUUGUCACGAGCUCUGAAGGUGUUCGAGACGUUUGAAGCCAAGAUCCACCAUCUAGAGACUCGUCCGAGCAGGAAGCCCCGAGACGGGCUGGAGGAUCUGGAGUACUUCGUCCAGUGCGAGGUGCACCUCUCCGACGUCAGCACCCUGGUCAGCUCCAUUAAACGCAUUGCAGAGGAUGUCAGGACCACCAAGGAAGUCAAAUUUCAUUGGUUUCCCAAGAAGAUUACAGAGUUGGACCAAUGUCAUCAUCUCGUUACCAAAUUUGAUCCAGAUUUGGACCAGGACCAUCCGGGAUUUACUGAUCCUGUCUACAGACAACGAAGGAAGAUGAUUGGAGACAUUGCCUUCAGAUACAAACAAGGAGUGUCCAUACCUCGAGUGGAAUAUACAGAGGAAGAGAUCGGGACGUGGCGAGAGGUGUACGGCACCCUGAGGGAUCUGUACACCACUCACGCAUGCAGUGAGCACUUAGAGGCUUUCCGUCUGCUGGAGAAACACUGUGGCUACAGCCCCGACAACAUCCCUCAGCUGGAGGAUGUGUCAGGCUUCCUCAAAGAGCGCACGGGGUUCACUCUGCGUCCAGUCGCUGGUCUUCUCUCGGCGAGGGACUUCCUGGCCAGCUUGGCAUUCCGGGUGUUUCAGUGCACUCAGUACAUCCGCCACGCCUCAGCCCCUAUGCACUCCCCUGAGCCGGACUGUGUUCAUGAACUCCUUGGUCACGUUCCCAUGCUGGCCGAUCGGACGUUUGCUCAGUUCUCACAGGCCAUUGGUCUGGCCUCUCUUGGAGCAUCUGAGGAAGACAUAGAGAAGCUCUCAACAAUGUACUGGUUCACUGUGGAGUUUGGGCUUUGUAAACAGGGAGGGGUUGUGAAAGCCUACGGGGCUGGACUCCUCUCCUCCUUUGGAGAGCUUGUGCACUCCCUGUCUGAAGAGACAGAGAGGAGAGAGUUCGACCCAGAAGUGGUCGCUGUCCAGCCCUACCAGGACUUCACCUAUCAGUCGGUCUACUUUGUGUCCGAGAGCUUCACGGACGCCAAAGAGAAGCUAAGGAAAUACGUGGCAGGCAUCAAGAGGCCCUUUUCUGUGCGAUUCGACCCAUACACAUACAGCAUUGAGGUCCUGGACAACCCACUGAAGAUCCGCGGAGGCCUGGAGUCCCUGAAGGACGACCUGAAGCUUCUGAGCGACGCUCUGAAUGUGCUGGCGUGAUGGCUGCCUGCAGACUCGCUUGCAGGCGUUUCUAUGGUGAUUUGAUGUGUGACACUAUAGUUGCUUCUCAUGUGCUUCUCUGUACAUAGACCCAGUGCAAGCUGCUGCUUUGAAAAGGCUGAGUGGCUAAAGCCUGACACUUCAUGUCCGAAAUGGCCUCCCAAGAGCAUUUAACGAAUCACUUUGGUGACUUCAAAGAAUCUGUGUCAAUUAGACAUGUUAUUUUGAUAUAUGGUGUGACUUAUUAACUACCCAAUCAAGUACAGCCUUGUCUGUGACUGCAACAAUCAAAAGUUAUUGAACUAAAGUAAUAUGGUUGAUGGGUCAUAUUAUAUGUGUGUGUAAUAUUAUUUCAAGAAGGAAAGGUAUAUUUAAUAUGAGGUUUCAUAAAAGGAUACAUUGUGAGUUGUUGUCUGCCCACAAGUGAACACCUACAUAGCAAUGUGACAGUGAGAAACGAUCCCAAACUAGCAGAGGGAGAUGAAAUGUGUUGUAAAUCCCCCAGGAAAGGGUCAAUGGCGUAUUAACAUGAGCCUCUCUCUCUUCCAAGCAGGAAAUGUUGCGUAAUGUGCUCUUCUUCAUGGUCUGAAAUGAAAACACCUGUAUUACAUAUCUGUUUGCCCGCUCGGGCAAGUUACUUGCUGCUUCUGUAAAGACAAAACUAUCUAAGAUGAAUUAAACAACGACCAAACAUUAA